Suillus paluster is the source of this 2492-nucleotide messenger RNA. RefSeq names its product terpenoid cyclases/protein prenyltransferase alpha-alpha toroid. The coding region runs from base 56 to 2278 and encodes 740 amino acids. NCBI's taxonomy places the organism in Eukaryota, Fungi, Basidiomycota, Agaricomycetes, Boletales, Suillaceae. Gene Ontology annotation, cellular component: lipid droplet. Gene Ontology annotation, biological process: triterpenoid biosynthetic process; ergosterol biosynthetic process. The record is from RefSeq and is a predicted model, not a curated record. Gene Ontology annotation, molecular function: lanosterol synthase activity. The transcript has 11 exons.
AAUCAUUGGUCACCGCUUUACACUGCAUGAUUUUCUCUCUUAUUCUUUAGAAAUAAUGUACAUGCCAACAGAGGCCCAAGUUUCUGUGCUGUGGCCCCCGCUCGAUAUCCCAGAGUCUGGAACAAAGCCCUUCACAGACUACAGCCACUGGAGGUUGCUCGUAAAUGACGGAGGAAGGCACACUUGGCACUACCUCCAAACAGACGAGGAGUGCGAGAAGUGGCCUCAGAAUGAUGUAGACAAGUACUGGAUCGGGAUCCCACUGAACUUGCCCAACCUUCCUAAGCCGAAGGAUGCACUGGAUGCUGCCCGCAACGGGUAUACAUUCUACAAGCACCUUCAGUCUCAUGAUGGACAUUGGGCGGGUGAGUACGGUGGCCCCAUGUUCCUUCUACCUGGUCUCAUCAUUGGGUCAUAUGUGACCGGUAUGAGCUUCAAGGAGGAGGAGCGUCUGGAGAUGAUUCGCUACCUUUUGAAUCAUGUUAACCCAGAAGACGGCGGUUGGGGAAUACACAUUGAAGGGCAUUCAACUGUUUUUGGGACAGCGUUGAACUACGCUGCUCUUCGGAUUCUUGGUGUGCAGGCUGACCACCCGGCUACUGUAAAGGCUCGUGACACAUUGCACAAACUUGGAGGAGCCACAGGUGCUCCUGCUUGGGGCAAGUUCUGGCUCGCAAUUUUGAACGUGUAUGAUUGGGCCGGUUUGAACCCUGUCCCUGCGGAGCUUUGGCUCCUUCCUGACUGGCUGCCUUUCCAUCCUCAUCGCUGGUGGAUACAUACCCGGACUGUUUAUGUGCCGAUGAGCUAUCUCUACGGUAUCCGAUUUAAAAUGGAGGAAAAUGACUUGAUACGAGCACUCCGAGAGGAACUAUACCCAACUAACUAUUACCAGAUCCACUGGCCCUCACAACGUAAUAACGUGUGCACAGCAGACCUAUAUUCGCCUCAUACCAAUAUUCUGGAUGUUAUGAACUCUCUUCUUUCAAUAUACGAGGGCUGCGCAAUUCCUCCCCUCCGCCGGGCAGCUCUCAAACGCGCGUACCACCUCGUCAUCCUCGAAGACGAGAACACCGAGUACCAGACCCUCGGGCCCGUCUCCAAAAUGAUGAACCUCAUCUGCCGUGCUCAUGUGGAAGGCCCCGACAGUGAAGCGUACAAGCAGCACGCAAUCAAACGCGCCGAUUUUAUGUGGCUUGGCCAGGAAGGCAUGAUGAUGUGUGGGACGAAUGGGAGCCAGCUGUGGGAUAUCGGCUUCAUCACGCAGGCACUCGUUGAGACCGGCCUCGCGAAGGAGGAGGUGAAUAAGGAGAGUUUGUCGAGAGCGCUUGGGUGGUUGGAUGUUUGUCAGAUCAGGGAGAACCCGAAGCAUUAUGAGACGUCAUACCGUCACACCACGAAGGGUGCUUGGCCAUUUAGCACCAAAGAACAGGGGUAUACGGUGAGUGAUUGUACCGGCGAGGGGCUGAAGGCGGUCCUAUAUCUGCAAAACCAAGUCGAAGGUUCGGAGAAGAUCAUCUCAGACGACCGAUUGUUUGAUGCUGUGGACGUCAUGCUGACUAUGCAGAAUCCGAAUGGCGGUUUUGCCAGUUACGAGUUGGUCAGGGGUCCCAAGUGGCUCGAAUGGCUGAACCCUGCAGAAGUUUUCGGUGAUAUCAUGAUCGAGUUCUGUUAUCCAGAGUGCACAACCUCGGUCAUUACGUCGUUGUCCAUCUUCAGGAAGCAUUACCCUAACUACCGGUCUGCUGACAUUGAAAAAACUAUCAAGGGUGCCAUCAAGUUCUUACACAAUGCUCAAAAAGCCGAAGGCGGCUGGGUCGGCUCGUGGGGAAUCUGCUUCACAUACGCAACGCAGUUUGCUCUUGAGAGUCUUUCAUUGGUAGGAGAGAAUUACUCAAACAGCUCUCACGUACGACGGGCAUGUGAAUUCCUUCUCUCGUGGCAAAGAGUAGAUGGUGGUUGGGGCGAAAGUUAUAAAUCAUGCGAAAAGGUCGCCUGGAUACAGCACGAAAACUCCCAGGUCGUGCAGACCUGUUGGGCAGCCAUGGCGCUCAUGUACGCGAAAUAUCCCGAUCCCGAGCCUAUUCGAAAGGCUGUCCGGUUGGUCAUGGAUAGGCAGUUACCUGAUGGAUCAUGGCCGCAGGAGGCGAUCGAGGGAGUAUUCAACAAGAAUUGCGCCAUUUCAUACCCGAACUUCAAGUUUUCGUUCCCCAUUUGGAUGCUUGGACGUGCGCAUCACUACUUGAAGGAGCAAGGCGAGCAGGCCACUAAAUUUCUGUGAUGUGGCGCUCGCUACUCGAUCUGGGACCCCAGCAGGGAGUCCACUCCUUUCCGCUCGCUCUCCCUGUUCCGCUCUCCCUGUUCCGCUCUCGUGAGAUGGACUCUCCACUCGCAUGCUUAUACCCGCACCUUGUUUAUCUAGUAUCUAGUUUUGAAUGAUAUUUUUGCUUUUGGACACGCGCUAGUACUAUUCUUUGUAAGGAGGUCACGCCGCG